AAACAAAUCCAUUUACUUUAGCUGUCCAAGUUACAAAAUCAACAAUUACAACUAACAAUAAUAAUGAAUUAUUAUCAAGUUCAAAGUCACCAAAUGAAAGCGAAACUAAUGAAAAUGAUGAACUUCAAAUCCAAUCAAAUAAUAUUAAACAUCCUUGA
Molecule: messenger RNA, 158 nt
Organism: Cetraspora pellucida
Lineage: Eukaryota; Fungi; Glomeromycota; Glomeromycetes; Diversisporales; Gigasporaceae
Source: the annotation of a GenBank genome assembly